AUGAAGGGCUCUCGACUGCCAAAUACCCAAACGCUACUUUCCAUCUUUUCCAUAUCCAUACUGGCAAUUAUAGUUGUGUUUUUCUUGCGCAGUGAUAUUCCUUACACACCUACUCUUACGGUCAAGUCUCACUUGAUCCAGGACUACCACCAUAUUGUCCAAGAUGUUGAAAAAAGCUCCAUUGUCAUGAACUUCCGCGAGCACGCCGAGUUCAAGAACCUCAGCCACGAAUACGACAUUUACUGGAAGAACACUAGGCCUCCAAACGGCGGCUACUUUGCGUGGCUGGACGAGACUGGGACGCGCAGACGCGACGGCAUCUCCAUGUUUCAUCAACUCCAUUGUCUUGUCAUGCUGAGGGAAGCCAUGCAAGGCCUAGGAGAAGAAAUCCAGUCACUAAAGGCUAUGAGGCGAGACACUGCCCAUGAGGACCAUGCUAUGCACACAGAACAUGACGAUCUCCACUGGUUGCACUGCUUUGAUUAUCUGAGACAGGCCAUACUAUGUAAUGCGGAUUCGACGUUUGAGCCACACCUGAUGAACAGCAACGGAAAGGACAUUGUUGAUGGCAUGAUUGAACGGGACUGCAAGGACUGGAGUCUUCUGUACAAAGCUUCUGAGAAAUCGGAUUUCCAAUCUCUGGUACUUGACAAUGAAUAA
This is a messenger RNA of Pestalotiopsis fici W106-1, 660 nucleotides long. RefSeq lists its product as uncharacterized. The coding region runs from base 1 to 660 and encodes 219 amino acids. The record is from RefSeq and is a predicted model, not a curated record. The transcript has 2 exons. Gene Ontology annotation, biological process: mycotoxin biosynthetic process. NCBI's taxonomy places the organism in Eukaryota, Fungi, Ascomycota, Sordariomycetes, Amphisphaeriales, Sporocadaceae.